Vicugna pacos (alpaca) is the source of this 1370-nucleotide messenger RNA. Lineage: Eukaryota; Metazoa; Chordata; Mammalia; Artiodactyla; Camelidae. The record is from RefSeq and is a predicted model, not a curated record.
CAAAAGGAUAGAGAAAUUUUCAAGUUUUGCAUGUGAACAAGAUGUCCAUGAAAUGGCUCUCACUUCUGCUGCUGCUGCAGCUGAACUGCUACUUUAGCUCUGGGAGUUGCAGGAAGGUGCUGGUGUGGCCAGUGGAAUACAGUCAUUGGAUUAAUAUGAAGACAAUUCUGGAUGAACUUGUCACGAGGGGUCAUGAGGUGACUGUCCUGAUAUCUUCAGCUUCAAUUUUUAUUGAUCCCAAUACACAAUCCGCUAUUAAAUUUGAGAUUUUUCCAACACUUUUAACUAAAGAUGAUUUUAAGUAUAUUUUCAAGCAUUUGCUUGAUAAAUGGAUUAAUUUUGCAAAAGAGUCAUCUUGGACUUACUUUUCAACAGUGCAAAGUGUAUUUUGGGAAUAUUCUGAUAUUCUUAUCACAGGCUGUAAAGAUCUUGUUUCGAACAAGAAACUUAUGACAAAACUACAUGAAUCAAGGUUUGACAUCGUUCUUGCAGAUGCCAUUGGGCCCUGUGGUGAGCUGCUGGCUGAGAUCCUUCAAAUCCCGUUAGUGUAUAGUCUCCGCUUCUCUCCAGGCUUUUCGCUGGAGAAGUAUGGUGGAAAACUUCCACUCCCACCAUCCUACGUACCGGUUAUCAUGUCAGAAUUAGGUGAUCAAAUGACAUUCAUGGAGAGGGUGAAAAAUAUGAUGUACGUACUUUAUUUUGACUUUUGGUUCCAGACAUUUAAUGAGAAGAAGUGGAAUCAGUUUUACAGUGAAGUACUAGGAAGACCCACUACAUUAUUGGAGACAGUUGGGAAAGCUGACAUGUGGCUCAUUCGAACCUUUUGGGAUUUUGAAUUCCCUCACCCACUGCUACCAAAUUUUGAAUUUGUAGGAGGCCUCCACUGCAGACCUGCUAAACCUUUGCCUAUGGAAAUGGAAGAGUUUGUCCAGAGCUCAGGAGAAGAUGGUAUCGUGGUGUUUACUUUGGGGUCAAUUGUCACUAACAUAACAGAAGAAAGAGCCAAUGUGAUUGCAUCAGCCCUUGCCCAGAUUCCACAAAAGGUUCUUUGGAGAUACGAUGGCAAGAAACCAGAUACCUUAGGACCCAAUACUCGGCUGUACAAGUGGAUCCCCCAGAACGACCUUCUUGGUCAUCCAAAAACCAAAGCUUUUAUAACUCAUGGUGGAACCAACGGCAUUUAUGAGGCCAUCUACCACGGGAUCCCUAUGGUGGGCAUUCCUCUGUUUGCUGAUCAACCUGAUAACAUCGCUCACCUGAUGGCCAAGGGGGCAGCUGUCAGGCUGGACUUCAAUAAAAUGUCAACAACAGAUUUGCUCAAUGCACUGAAGCAAGUCAUUAAUAAUCCUUCGUGAGUAUACAUGUAUAUU